AUGGGAUUCGAGGUGCGCUCAAAGUCGGGUCGUCUCCGUCAUGGCCUCCUCAAACUGCCACAUGGACCGGUGUCGACCCCGGUCUUCAUGCCCGUGGGCACUCAAGGAACGAUGAAGGGAAUCCUGCCGGAUCAAAUGAAGGACCUGGGUUGCGAAAUUUAUUUGAACAACACUUAUCAUCUUGGACAUCGGCCGGGAUACAAACUGCUGAAGGCCGCCGGAGGGGUCCAUAAAUUUCAACAGUGGAAUGGGAAUUUGUUGACGGACUCGGGCGGAUUUCAGGUUCGUGAUUUUGCGAUGUUUGGGGUUUGAGGGAAACAGUUGACACCUUUUGAGACAAGUGUUUCUCUUCCGGAAAAUGUUUGAUUUUUGGAUGGUAAACUAUGCCUAUAUAUCUGAAAUGACUUUUUGAAAGAAAAAUAGGGGCAUUUACGUAGUUUAACAUAGAUUUUUCUAUCAUAAUUUUCGUUUUUUCCAAGAAAAUCAACAAUGAUGUUGUAGAUGGUGUCCUUGAGCAACUUGAUGGAAGUCACGGAGCACGGAGUCCGAUUUGAAAGCCCACAUACCAAGGAAAUGAUGGAUUUAACGCCGGAGCAUUGUGUUGAAAUCCAAGAAGCUAUUGGCGCCGAUAUCAUCAUGCAACUUGAUCAUGUCAUCCCUUCGUUAAGUACUGGCCCCAUCGUUGAAGAAGCGAUGCAUCGGUCGAUACGUUGGUAAUCAAAGAGCUAAUGCCCUUCGAAGUCCCUUGGCACAGAUAUUUAUGCGUUAAUUUCAGGUUGGAUCGAUGUAUUUCGGCUCAAACCCGCGAUGAUCAAGUGUUAUUUCCGAUUAUCCAAGGCGGUCUGGACCUGGAAUUGCGCGCCAAAUGCACGAAGGAGAUGCUGAAGAGGGUCAAGGUCGGGAUUGCAAUUGGAGGUAGCUCUUUGAAAUUGGGAAAAAUCGAAAAAUCCUAAUUUUUUCUGAUAAUUUAGUGUUAUGUUUGAUUUUGAGGUCUAAGCGGCGGCGAAUCGAAGGACCACUUCUGGCGGACGGUCGCAAAAUGCUGUGAGUUGGUCCCAGAGGGCAUUCCACGAUAUGUGAUGGGUGUGGGAUGGCCCGUGGACAUGGUUAUGGCGGCGAUUUUGGGCGCGGACAUGUUCGAUUGUGUUUAUCCGACAAGGACUGCAAGGUAGGUGAAAUUUCCCUUGCUAAAUGGAAGAAUUAUACCUUAAUAGGGUCAGAAAUUCAAUUUACAUCGAUCUGUGGGACUUUUUGAGUCGGCUUUGACCUUGUACUAGACAAAAUUUGCAAUUUUUUUUAUAGUUUUUUCAAUUUUUUUGACGAUUCUUACUGGUUGUUAGAUUUGGCACGGCUAUAACUCGAAAGCACGGUGAACUUAACCUAAAUCAGACACGCUUCGCUAAAGACUACGACCCGAUUGAUAGAGAUUGCACCUGUGUGACUUGCCAAAGACAUUCCAGAAGCUAUCUGCACAAUAUUAUUGGACAAGUAAGUGUCAAAAAGUCUUGCAAGAAGUCAAAAAAAGGGCUUGGAAUAACGUAAUUCGCGUUGUUUGUAAAUAAUUCGGGGUUUUUGAACUUUUAAAAACGUCAAAAAGUCGUUGAAAUUGCAAUUUCAACCAUCAAACCCACAUGACCUUUGGUUUUCGCUUUUUUUCGAUUUCAUUCGUUGAAAGGCACCCGCCGCCACGUGGGUGAGUGUUCCCCGGACCAAGUGGGCACAACUGUCAGACGAACACACAAGUGUUUUGAUGACGAAACUUGCACUUUUAAUAGAGGAAUCACGUAAAUCCGACGAAAAAUUGGACUCUUGAUUGAAGAGACCUCGUGCUUUGCCUUGGCAUGAGGCUAGGUGAGAGAUUGAGGUAUUAUUGGAAGCCUGUAGGGGCUAGACAUUCUGCACUGUUCGAUUUGAAGUUGAUCUUGCACAGGGCAAUCGAUAAAGUGAACUUUUCGCACAGUGCAGUAAAAAAUCUCAUUUUUUUGCUUGCGCAGUGCAAAAAUUGCAUCCUCUGGACUAUAAUGUCUCAGUGAUUAUAACUUACUGUUGUGAAGGGUGGCUUAUUUUAGAGGUUAAUUGAAAGGCAACCCGUCCAAAUGGUAGGCGGCAUAAAAAGUAAGCUGUGACUAGCCAUUUGGAUGAGUUGCAUAUCAAAUUAACCUCUUAAAUAAGCCACUCUUCACAACAGUAAGUUAUAAUCACUGAUAGAUUAUAGUCCAGGGGAUUCAAUUUUUGCACUGCGCAAGCAAAAAAGAUACGAUUUUUAGCUGCACUAUGCGAAAAGUUUACUUUGGCGAUUGCAUUGUGCAAAAUCGACUCCAAAUGGAACAGUGCAGAAUUUCAAGCCCCUACAGGCUUGUAAUAAUACCUCAAUCUCUCACUUAAGUUCAUGCCAAGGCAAACCACGAGGUCUCUUCAAUCAAGAGCCUAAUUUUCGUCGGAUUUACGUGAUUUCCUGUAUGAAAAGAUCAAGUUUCUACUAAUAACUAUAGUGCGGGACCUGAUCCAGUGGCUAAAAACAUAUCAUUUUGCAUCCGGGAAGUAUCAGAAAUGUGGCAAAAUGCUUCCCUCUCCAAGUGAAAAAAACUGAGAUUUCAAAAGCGCGCCCGCUCUUUUUUAUGAGGGAAAGGGCGCGCCCUUCAAAAUUGAGUUUUUUUAGUUGGAGAGGGAGGCAUUUUGCCACAUUUUUGAAGCUUCCCGGAUGCAAAAUGGUACAUUUUUUGCCACUGGAUCAGGCCCGUCACUGUAAUUUCGUCUCUAUGAUGUUUUUUGAUCAAAAGUCAAAUUUUUCCCUGCGGGGGCUAGCAGGGAUUGAUUUUUUUGCCCAAUGGAAUCAACCGUCACCUUAUUUUUGACUAAACUUUACUGAAUUGGUCCAACAAUUACAUCAAACCAUUCCAAACCCUUCAUUAAACUUUCGGCUAAAAGUCAAACCGAAUUACAGUCGCUGCUCUCAACGGCUUUUGUCGUGGAAAUGGUCCGUCUGUCUUACAUCAUGUUGCAUCAGGUUUUCAAUGAAAUUGCAGGGUUCGGGGAUUCCUUUUCUUGGCUUUUUCUUUGCUUUCACUGAUUUGUUAUCAGUGAAUUUUUAUUAUAGGUGCUUGAGGAAGGCCGCAAAAAAUCACGUAAAUGAGAUUUUUAAGUCAGAACGUGAAGGAUGACUUCAAAUUUGGAGGAAUUUUGAUCGAAAAAUUUGAAUUAGACUCUAAAAUGCAUAUUUAACUAGGUUUUACAUCAAGAUCCUACUUUUUCAACGGCUAAAUUAGUGAAUUUACCAUUUUACACUAGAAAAAUCGAGAAAAAACAAACAUUUUUUUGCAAAAUUUGAUAUUGUCAUAAGUCUGCCCUAUCAACUGUAGAUGUAAUAUUACAGUCGAAUUCCGAAAAGGUCUUUCCCGAACUUUAAACCCCUUCAAACUUUGGCUUUACACCCAAUGACCUUCACAAUCAUGUUAUUUCAUAUCAGUUUACAAAAAGACUAGCCUUCUUCGCCGAUAAAAUCGAAUCGAAACUUUCGCCGGAAAACAGAAACCCAGACUACGAAAAAGCCAGAAACUUUUUGAGCAACUGAAAACUUUCAGGAAGCCGUCGCCUGUCAUCUCAUUUCCAUCCACAAUAUUCACCAUCACUUGGAGUUGAUGCGGCGAGUCCGCAAAGCCUGCGAUGAGGAUAAGGUCCACGAAUUUUUGAAGGAAUUCGUCGAGGAACAGUAUCAAUCCGCUGGGCAGGCGCCAAAAUGGGUGCAGGAAGCGUGUGAAUACGCGGGAUAUCCGAUAAUUUGA
Messenger RNA from Bursaphelenchus xylophilus (pine wood nematode), 3782 nucleotides. The record is from the annotation of a GenBank genome assembly. Lineage: Eukaryota; Metazoa; Nematoda; Chromadorea; Rhabditida; Aphelenchoididae.